Athalia rosae (coleseed sawfly) is the source of this 921-nucleotide messenger RNA. RefSeq names its product polyadenylate-binding protein 2-B (gene Pabp2). Gene Ontology annotation, molecular function: RNA binding. The coding region runs from base 191 to 871 and encodes 226 amino acids. The record is from RefSeq and is a predicted model, not a curated record. Lineage: Eukaryota; Metazoa; Arthropoda; Insecta; Hymenoptera; Athaliidae. The transcript has 7 exons.
AGGUUUGCCCGUGGUCUGCGGCGUCGUGAACAGUUAAAUCUACCGAAAAUUCUCGCCCAGUUGGAUGUUGCGAAUUAGGUUCGCGCACCGAACCCUGUAUUAUAAAUAAAUAAUUGUCGUUCGCCGGGCGCAAAAGCUGUCGCAUUUUUUCCUUUAUUUCUGCUUAUAACCGCAUCGAAGUGAAUAAGAUAUGUCUGAAACCGAUUUAUUAGCCGGUGAUCAAAUCGACGGUCUCGAUGGCUUAGAAAACGGUCAGGAUGGCGAUACUCUAAUGCGAGGUGAUGGUGAUCAUAACAGCGGCGAAGCUAACGUUGAUGACCCUGAAUUAGAAGCAAUUAAGGCACGUGUCAGAGAAAUGGAAGAGGAAGCAGAAAAAUUGAAACAAUUGCAAUCCGAGGUUGACAAGCAAAUGAACAUGGGUAGUCCACCAGGCAUCACUAGUCCACUGAACAUGUCCUUGGAAGAGAAAAUGGAAGUAGACAACAGGUCGAUAUAUGUUGGAAAUGUUGAUUAUGGCGCAACAGCGGAGGAACUCGAACAACAUUUCCAUGGAUGUGGUAGUAUCAACAGAGUAACCAUUUUGUGCAAUAAAUUCGAUGGGCAUCCCAAGGGCUUUGCGUACAUUGAAUUUGGGGAUCGAGACUCCGUGCAGACAGCAAUGGCCAUGGAUGAGUCCUUGUUCAGAGGUCGUCAAAUUAAAGUAAUGCCUAAGAGAACCAAUAGACCAGGCAUGUCGAUUACGAAUAGGGGUCCUAGAGGAGCUCGUGGAUUCAGAGGAGCUGCUAGAAUCAGUCGUGGCAGUGCUUAUUUUGGCUGCCGAUAUGCAAGGCGUCCCAGAAGUUACAGGCGUGGAUACUAUAUGCCCUACUGACGGUUGUAGGCCAUCGAUAUGAAGAGAGGUGCCAUCUAAUCAUAUUCAGG